UCCUCUCUUCCUCUUUCCUCUCCGCUCUCCUCUCUCCUUGUCUCCUCGUUUUCUCUUUCCUCUCCUCUCUCCUCGCCUCCUCUCUCCUUGCCUCCUCGUUCCCUCGUUUCCUCUCCUCUCUCCUCGCCUCCUCAGACAGGUGUGGUGCCGCCGCGCUGUGACGUCAGAAAGGUGCCUCCUCUCUCCUCGCCUCCUCUGCAGCCGGGCGAGGACACUUUGCUCACACACCAGUCUCUCCGGAUCUGCUCCUCUUUUCUCUUCUAACCGCCCAAAUGUCGCUCAAAACUCACCGAUCCUUCACUUUUUUGGACUUUUUCUGCGUUUUCGCCACGUAAUCACUUUCUGUUUCACUUCUGGACACGUACUGAACCAAACAACGUGAUUUUAACCGGUUAGUUCCUCGCUGCAUGAUGUCGUCUCGUCGACGGUCGGACCUGUGCCGGAUCUGCGGAGGGGCGCUCCAGGGGAACCAGAGGCGAUGGCUGUUCUCAGGAAACAAGAAGAACCAGAGCCUCACUCCUUCUGGGUCUGUGAAGGGUCAGAGCCAGUCCAACUGCAGCAGCCCCUGGGGCAGCACUUUGUCCCUGGGCUCCUCCGCCUCUCUGCGAUCCCAGUUAUCCUCAAACAUCUCCAAAAGCUUCGACAUCCUCUCCAUCCUCACGCACAUCCUGGGCCGCUCCGUCUCCCGCGGCAACAGCGAGUUCAUUUGCGGGAAGUGCGUCUCCGUCCUCGAGCGCGUUUUCAAAUACGACACCGUGAUCGCCCGAGUCCACGUCCUCUCCUCGGAGCGCCUCCAGAAACUCAUACAGGAACGGGACAAAAUCCGCCAAUGGGUGCGCAACAGUUACACGGAGAAAAACCCGCACGAAAUUCCAAGUCGGGGCAGUACGAGCGAAGAGGAGGGCGAGUCGGAGAAGGACGGAUACAGGGAGAUGCUUCGAGACAACAUGGCGCUUUCAGAGUACGAAUUCUGGUCGGAAAAGUGGGAUACGUGCCCCUUUUUUAUCCGCACGGGGAAAAGGUGUCAGAAAGGCAAAGGCUGCGAAGGAUGCAACGCUUUGAGAGUUUCCGAUUCGGAUUACGAGUCGGUUUGCGGGAUUCCGAGAAAUUUGCCAUUUCAUGCGUUUUCUUCUUUAGCGUUUUCCAGGGAUAAAUCGCGAAGUAUGCCUCUGGACUGGCAGAAAAGCCCGUCCGCCAGCUGCUCUAGUCCUGCGUCUCUGGCUGGGUCCACUCUCUCGCUACCGUCAAGAACUGAGUCGGUACAAUCUCUGGACUCGCUAGACGGGAAAGAUCCGUUUGAUUCACCGCAGUUUGCCGCUGUAAAUCUGCUGCUAAAGGAGAUAAGUGACAGCCACGGGAACGCCCUCGUUUCUCCGGCUGGGAGUCGGAUACCUGUUUUGGACAGAAGAGGAAGAGGAGGAAGAGCUGACGGCAGAGAACACAAAAACCUGGUGAUUAAUCGAGUUUUGGAUUUUGAAAACGGAGAGAAAGAGGAAGAGGAUAUGCUGAUGGAGCUCCGAGAUGAGUUUGUGCCGCUACAUGGACAGAAUGGUGCUGGACGCCCUCAUCAGGUGGUGAAGCUUCUCAGAGCUCAGCUGGACCAGGCCCGGACUCGGAUCAAGACUCUGGAAGACCAGGUCCAAAACCAGGUCCAGGACGGGACUAAACCAGAGGCGCUCAAUGGCUUUGCGGACUGGAACAAUCUGGAUGGUGACUCCGGAGCAGUGCCCCCUCUGCAGGCUCUGGGCCUCUCCCUCCGCAGCAGAGAGCGCCUCCUGCAGGAGAGCAUGGCUGUGAUCCGGAGGCUGUGUGUGGAGGAGGGGAGGGGUCCGGAGCUCUCAGACAAACUCACCGAGAAACUGACCGAGAGUCUGAAGGAAACAACCUCCCAGAACAGAGCUGCUCUGGAUCGACUGGAGCGUGAGGUGAUGGAGGAGAAGCAGAGACUGGAGCAGGAGCUGGAGACUCUGAGGAAAACCUCCAACGACCGAGAGAGAGAUCUGAAUACUCUGCAAACAGUACUACAGGCCAACCAGGACCUUAUACAGGAGCUGCGUGUGUCUCUGGGGGAGAAGGAGCAGCAGCUGGAGGCUCUGCACUCGGAGAGGGAAGUUUACAGGCAGAGAGAGAGGGCCCUGAACGCAGCACUCUGUGACAAAGACUCACUACUGCUGUGUCUCAAACAAGAGCUGGACACCUGCCAGAAAGAUGUACAGGCCCUCUCGGACUCUGUUCUGGCUGACCUUUCGUCUGGGGACAAAAGUGGAGCUCUGGUUUCUCGUCUGAAAGAGAAGCAGGCUGAAAUGGCUGCAGUCAUACAGGAGCGAGAGGAGAACAGCGCCACCAUGUGUCAGGAGGUGACCAAACUGACCUCGGCUGUGCAGCAGUACCAGAGCCUGGUGCAGUCACAGCAGGAGAGCCAGGGUCAGGUGGUGUCCUCUCUGUCCAAUCAGCUGUCAGAUACUCGCGCUCAGCUGAGAGAGAGGGAGAAAGAGAGGAGGGAGCGGGCGAGAGAGUGGGCGAGAGAGCGAGAGGAAGGCGAGAGACAGAAGAGCAGACUGAUGCUGAGUCUGGACAAGAGGGACCGACUCAUCGAGCAAAUCCUCCAGGACGCAGAGGAGCAGGAGCGUCUGUUCAGAGAACUACAACAGAAUCUGCAAAACAAGUUUCCCCCGACCACCGGCAUCAAGUACACACUUUAACCUGGACUAAACCAAAGUGCAUCAAGUACACACUUUAGACUGGACUAAACCAAAGUGCAUCAAGUACACACUUUAACCUGGACUAAACCAAAGUGCAUCAAGUACACACUUUAAC
This is a messenger RNA of Boleophthalmus pectinirostris (great blue-spotted mudskipper), 2817 nucleotides long. RefSeq names its product E3 ubiquitin-protein ligase BRE1A. The record is from RefSeq and is a predicted model, not a curated record. Lineage: Eukaryota; Metazoa; Chordata; Actinopteri; Gobiiformes; Gobiidae. Bases 408 to 2702 code for a protein of 764 amino acids. The transcript is spliced from 11 exons.